CUGAUAAUAUCUAUAAAAUAGUGUUUCAUUGAAGUGAAACUAUGAGUUGCACUGAAUUUUAUAGUAUAUACGUUAUUAAUGAUAAUUUACCAAAUGUUUAAAGUUAGCUACUAGCUAAACAGUUUGCAGUUUUGCAAGCAUUUCUGUAGGUAGAAGAUAUAAACAAUAGACAGCAGUAUUCCAAGAAAGAAAAUAUUUGCUUGAAAUUAGUAAUUUUUUAAAGAAGAAUUAGAAAAGAAUAUAGUUAGUUAAAAUUUAAUUCCAGUUCCUCUUAUAUCUUACACACGUUACACCCAAAAUCUCUUUAAUUUUUAUUAACAGCCAUUUUACCCGUUGUUAGUCCUGCUUUUUUUACUUUCACAAAAGUGUACACAUACUCAUUGUUCUCAACAUGAAAUCGAACCAACUACCUCAUACACAAAAAAUGGUCUAUAUUUAGAAUUCGGCGAUUCAGCUUUGUUGCCGUAGUGAUGAUUGACAUUUGGCUUAAUUGACGAGUCGCAUUUGUGCUACAUCCACUAUUUUUAAAUUUUCGCUGGGUGAAAACAAACCUAGUUCGUAGGGAGAAGAAUGGUAAAAAAUGUGAAAGUGGAAGAAUAAUUAGCUAACGAAAGAUAAUCACAAUAAAAAUCUGUCUGGAAAUGAUACUUAGCUAUCUGGAUUUUGCUCCAAAAAAUUAUCUUAGCUCAAACUUUCUAACAUUGUUCUUAAAACUCCAAAAUCUGCCUAGCUCUGCACUCUCUUUACCUAAAAUACGGAAACUUUUUACCUCCAAAGAAAUUGUUAUGACGUAAAACCGAAUCACCGAAUAGGACUGCUAAGUAUUUUUAGCUAAUAGCAAAAAAUCGAAAAAAAAUGUUUAUUACACUAUCUUGAAAAGGAAAGCUAUUGAAAGAGUGCUCAAUACGAAAACUGUAAAGCUAAUAAUCAUUCUUUUAUUUAUAAAAUAAAACUUAAAAUAUGUACAUAAGUCUCAUGAGUACAUGAGUUUCACGCUAAGCGAUCAUCAUCAUAUCACAUUACUAAAGAACAUCCUGAGCUUUCUAAUGAUAUAAAAUCUGUAAAAUUCUUACCCCAAUUAGGAAAAAUAUUUUCUCCCAACAAACUCACUAACUAGCUUUUAUGUGAGCGACUGUGAAAUCAGCAUAAAAUUUUUUUGGAAAAAAAAAUUGAAGUAGUUUUAAGCAUCUCCAAUCAGGCAACAGCUAGCUUAGCUUAUCAAUAGUCAACCUAAAUUAGUGUGCUAAGAAAAUUUGACAAUAAACCCCACCCAUUCGUAAUAUUGAAUUGCAAAAUAUGCGUUUUGUGGUGAGUGACUUUUGGGGUAUCAAUUAAAUAAAUCUAGAAUUGAUUUAUACUUAAAGGGAACCCAAGUUUGAUGUUAUACUAUUAUAGAGAUUAAAAAGUUGGUUAACCAGUCUUUUUUAUUUUUUAAAAAGCUCUUUUCCUUCCCAAGAUUUCACAUUAAAAGAAUUUCUUAUAUAGAAUCUGUUAUAAAAGCCAUACUCUAAGACAUAGUAUCCUUAAUAAGUACUAGAAAGCUAGUAAUCAUAAAUAUAUAAAUCAAUGGCCUGACUAUUUAUUUAUGAUUAGGUUUCUGAUAAAUUUCCUUGAUAUAUAUUAUUUAUAGUGGCUACUCAGCACCUUAAUUGCUAUGGUUCUGAAGCAACAACACAGAAGCAAACAACAACAAUGACAGAUAUUAUUAAAACCAUGUCAGAAUACAAGCAAGUCAAAAUUGGUAAGUUGAAGUUAAAAGGAAGCACUGUGUCAAAACCGAAAAAAAAUAAAAAGAAGCGAAAAAAUGAAGAACCUGUGUCAGACAUCCCUGCUGAUGACGAUGCUAAAGAUCAUGGUGGAUGGUGGUCAAUCCAAACAUUUGAACAUAUAACAGGCUGCACCGUGGCUUUACAAAUGUACAAUAGUGCGUAUAUAUUUGCAGUUGAUAAUGGUACGUUGCAACUCGGUGUAAAACAUGGUGAUACUGAUAACGGGCCGGAGCAAGAAGAAAUGUUUUCCAUGAUACGCAUAACUGAUAAUAAAAUAGCAUUGAAAUCAGGCUAUGGUAAAUACGUAUCAGUGAAUGCACGUGGGGAGAUACUGGCACGUUCUGAAGCUGUUGGUCCGCAAGAACAGUUGGAAGUGGUGAUCCAAGACAAGAAAGUAGCUCUGCAAGGACACAAUGGAUAUUUUGUCACAGUUACUGAUGAUAACGAAUUGAAAUCGAUCUGUCGGACAGCAAAAGAACGCGAAAUCAUAUGUUUGCGAACUAAUAUGUCCAGAAGUAAAAAGAAGAAGGCAAGCGAUGAAGAAGAAGUCGGAGAUGUGAGGCAGUUUGAAAUCAAUUAUGUCAAGCAAUUUCAAAGCUUUGGUGACCAUAGAUUGAAGCUGCAUGACGGCCCAACUUCAAAUUUAGAGAAAGCAAAAAGCGCGGGUAAAUUACAUGAAGCCAUGCUGGAUAGACGAGAAAAAAUGAAAGCAGAUAGAUACUGUAAAUAGCGCUUGGUGAUGUUUCACAAGAAAUUAUCAAAUUCAGCAUGGAAUCCCUUUUAUUGGAAUCAGCUUCGCCGAGAAGUGAUUUCAUGUGGUGGCGUUGAGAAAAAUUACCGUCGUCAUAUUAGGGCUUUUUUUGAGCAGGAAAAGGAAAUCAUUCCCGAGGGUUCAGCUCAACAGAGCGACCCUUUAUACGAAGAGUCUGUACAGCCGUCGUAGAGACAAUUAUUUCUUUUAUACAGUGUGAAACGUAAAAUUAUGUUCAACUGAAAAAUCAUUAAAUUUUGGAAAAAUUAUCACUUUCCUGCAA
Molecule: messenger RNA, 2803 nt
Organism: Hydractinia symbiolongicarpus
Lineage: Eukaryota; Metazoa; Cnidaria; Hydrozoa; Anthoathecata; Hydractiniidae
Product: protein FRG1-like
Exons: 4
Coding region: 1693-2499 (268 amino acids)
Cellular component (GO): striated muscle dense body; catalytic step 2 spliceosome; nucleolus
Molecular function (GO): actin filament binding
Source: RefSeq, a predicted model, not a curated record